GUAUAAAAUAAGCUCAUGAAAAUACAUUUUUGUCUCUUGGUGAAGGAAGAAUCAAGCAUGGCUCAAGCUUCUUUUCUUUGCCUUCUCCUAAGUUUUUCCAUCAUAAUUCUUUCUAAUGCAGCCGACAUAAGCAUAGACUGUGGAUCAUCAAGCUCGCACAUUGACGCAGACAACAGAACGUGGGUGGGAGACACAGACUUUGUUACCACCGGUUUGACGUCUAAAUUUGUACUAAUAUCCAAAUUCUCUGAUUCUCUAACCACACUUCGGUAUUUUCCUACGGGAGAGACCAAUUGUUACACCAACAUUCCGGUAGAUAAAGGUGGGAAAGUCUUAGUUAGAACGAGAUUCCUCUAUGGUGAUUAUGAUGGAGAAUCCAAGGCUCCCAAAUUCGAUGUAGUGUAUGAUGGUAAACAUCGAGAUUCGGUCGUCACAACGACAUUUGAAAAAGUUACUCAAUCAGAGGCGAUAUUUACUCCUGAAAACGGGAAUAUCAGUGUUUGCUUUUUCCGUACGCUUUCGAACGAACACCCUUUUGUGUCCACCAUUGAAGUACGAAGGUUGGACGACUCUAUGUACACCGAUCUUGGCCCUAAGGAAGGUUUCAUCCUCCAGCAAAGGACCGCCUACGGUGCGCAGGAAUUAAUAAGGUCCCCAUAUGAUCCUUAUGAUAGAAUAUGGCUGCCAGCAACGGUUUUUGUCUCACAUCUAACAAGUUCUGCCACUUCUAUCAACACAACAGGAGCUGACAAUCGACCACCAGAGAUUGUCCUUCGGACUUCUUGGUCGAAGACUGACAUGGCUUUCUAUGAUAUAAAGCUACCUUUUUCUGGAGUGACAUUUUACAUUGUCAUUUAUUUCUCGGAACCACUAAGCCUUGGUUCUGACCAAAAGCGGUCUUUCAACGUUUACUAUGAUCAGGACAAGCAAGUGGGUUCAAAUCUAAUUGUGCCACCUUUUGGGGCAGUGACGCAAGCUUCUUUGAGGGGUGUGGGAAAGAGUGAGCUUCCCUAUCUGACUUUUAAGGCUACACCAGACUCGAAUUUGAACCCACUCAUCAACGCUCUCGAGCUCUAUGUCAUUAGUAAUAGUGGUGGAAGUGGAAACGGGACGAAUUCAACAAGCACGAGCGGUGGUGGCAGUCCUAGCCCUGGUGGUGGUGGUAGCAGCCCAAACACUGGCGGUGGUGGUGGCAGCCCCCCUAGCAACACUGGCGGUGGUGGUGGAGGCAAAUCCGGUAAUGAUUCUUUUAUUAUCAUGAAUAUAAGCGUUAUGAAAUUGUCUAAUGAAGAUUCUACAGGGAAGUCCGAUGGAGAGAAAAGCAGCAGCUUAGCUUUACCUCUUGGUAUUUCAUUCCCGUCGUUGUUGGUUCUUGGAGCUGGUGGUUGGGGCGCCUGGAAAUAUUUCAUCAAACCUAGGCGCCACCCCGAAUCAGAAAUGCCACUCAAACAGAAUAUAAGUGUACAAGUGAAUGUGGGAAACAAUAUGGGAAAUGCAACAGUAGUGAAUGCUGGGAAAUAAUGACGAGUUCUACUACAUAUGGAUCCAUCAUCAGUCACCAAACCACCCUCCAAUUUAUGUUAUUCUUUUUUUCCUGAUUUAUUGGUUGUUAGAUGUAAUUUAUACUAAUUUGACUCUUUUCAUCGUAUGUGUUAUCAUACAAAAAUUACUAAAUCA
Messenger RNA from Arabidopsis lyrata subsp. lyrata, 1677 nucleotides. RefSeq lists its product as uncharacterized. The record is from RefSeq and is a predicted model, not a curated record. Lineage: Eukaryota; Viridiplantae; Streptophyta; Magnoliopsida; Brassicales; Brassicaceae.